GAAUGGGGGACAUUUGCAGGACCUGUUCGCAAGAAGCAGAUCCUGCAACAGCCAAUAAUCUUUUCGAUCCGUCGAGUGCAUCGCUUCUUGUUCAAAUAGAGGACUUGACCCAUAUAAUGCUGCAGAACGAUGAUAAUUUACCCAAAUGGAUAUGCCAAAACUGUCUGCUUGAUCUGAAGAUAGCCACCGACUUUCGCAGAGUUUGCAUUGAGGCUCAAGAACUGCUACAACUCCAGGGAGACCGGGCCAAGGCUGAAGAGAAUGGGGAGGGCCAAUGGAUCGAUGGUGCUCUGUCGGACGGAAUCCUCUGCCCGCCGGAAGAUGUGAUAAACUUUGUGCCGGAGGUCCAAGAUGACCUUUCCGAGAUAUCUAAAAAACCACAAGAGUCCGAGUACCUGACGCCUUCGUUAGUUCUGGAUGAAUACGCCACUAUAGAUUGUUCAGCUGAAACUCAGUUUUCGGAUGAGACUCUUGAGGAAAUAAAUGUCGAAUCAACAUACAACGACUCCAAUGAGAUAGAAACGAUUUAUAGUCCCGACUCUACGAAUUACACCUGCAGCAAUUGUGGACUCGGAUUUGAUGAUGCGGAAGAGCUAAGGACCCACAAGUACCAGCUGCAUGACGUAUCAACCGAUACCAAAUUCGUUUGCGACCAUUGCGAGGAGGGCUUCCGCACGGCAGCAGAACUGGCCAAGCACUGCAAUCUUCUAAAGCAUCCUUGCAUCCAUGAGUGCGUAAAGUGCACGGCUAAAUUCCAUAGCAAGAUCCUGCUGGACACGCACAGCGAAGUAUGCCAACUGUCCACGAUAGGCAACAAAGUGUGUCAUAUUUGCGGCAAGAGGCUGUCUUCCGCCUUCGUUCUGAAGACUCACCUUUUGCGCCAUUCGGGUAAACGUCCCCACAAGUGCUCGCAAUGUGACGCCGCUUUUACCGUCGCCGCCGAACUAAAAACGCACAUGAAUACUCAUUCGUCCGAGCGUUCAUUUGUGUGCCGCUACAACUGCGGUAAAUCUUUUCGCUUCAGCAGUGCUCGCUCUUCGCACGAGAGAAUCCACAUGGAUGAUAGCAAACGUAUUUACUACUGCGAGUAUUGUCCCAAGUCCUUUGUGACGCCAAGCGCAUGCCGGGCACAUCAGAAGCAGCACAGCUCGGACGGCGAUCACAGAUGUGACACUUGCCACAUUAGUUUCCGGCAAAGAAAGCAUUACCAAAACCAUCUAAAGUCCAAUACCCACAAGGUCCUAGAGGCGCGUGCCGCAGCUGCUACGCUACAUCCAUAUUUCCCACAUUAACAUUCCAUCUUCAAUUAGAAUUCUAAUUCCUGUCUGCAUUUAAAUAAUAAAUAAUGUACCUAGCAAAAUGACGCGUGCAAUCAAUCUUAC
Molecule: messenger RNA, 1382 nt
Organism: Drosophila serrata
Lineage: Eukaryota; Metazoa; Arthropoda; Insecta; Diptera; Drosophilidae
Product: zinc finger protein 711
Biological process (GO): regulation of transcription by RNA polymerase II
Cellular component (GO): nucleus
Molecular function (GO): RNA polymerase II cis-regulatory region sequence-specific DNA binding; zinc ion binding; DNA-binding transcription factor activity
Source: RefSeq, a predicted model, not a curated record